UCUUUUAAUCUUUAUUCUUCUGGAAAGUUAUUCCAAUGUACAAUCCCCCUCUUUGAAUCAAAUCAUCGAACAGUUCAUACCGGAGUUUAAAUCUAUAAUUCAGAAACCCCGAAACCUGAAAAGAAAAGAAAUCACUAAGAACAACAGAAUUGGCGAGGAAAAAACAAAGCUUUGAUUGAGCGGGAGAUGAUACUACCUGUAGUAAAGCUCGGGACCCUCGCGUUAAAAACCGCUUGCAAACCCAUUGCUAGUCGUCUCAAGAAAGAGGCUGGUUUACAUCCCAGAUUCCGCCAACUCAUCAUCAAUAUUGCCCAGGCAAAUCAUCGAUUCACAACCAAUAUGCAAAGACGGAUUUAUGGUCGUGCAACUGAUGUUGCGAUACGCCCUAUGGAUGAGGAGAAAGCUGUCCAGGCUGCUGCUGAUCUUCUGGGAGAGCUCUUCGUGUUCACGGUUGCAGGAGCUGCUGUUAUUUUUGAGGUACAAAGAAGCUCCAGAUCUGAAGCAAGAAAAGAGGAGCAGCGCAAACAAGAAUUGGAGGCAAUGAAACAAAAAGAUGAAGAUCUAGCACGAGAAGUUGAGCUGCUUAAACAAAAAAUUGAAGAUCUGGAGCAGCUAGCCAGAGGACGGGGAUUAGCCGGUUUAUUCCACACUAGGCACACACAUGGUGCCGAAGGUGUAAAAGCCAAACCAUCUUUGAUUAUUCCAGGAGCCAAGCUUGAAUCUGAAUUUCAACGUAAGAACUAAGUUAGCCGAGCUAUUUCGAAAAGAGCCUUCAGACGUUAAAAACGUAUUUGAGAGAGAGAGAAUAACAUUUACCUGAUAUCAUGCAAUUGGCAUGGUUCUGAAAAUCAUUCUCAGUUUGUUUUAGACAACCGGGAGUUGGAAAGUUUCAGUUUAGUUCAAGUCCCAGCAUUUGAUUGAAACAAUUGCUAUAAGGCUUGAUGUUGGAUAAUGGA
This is a messenger RNA of Hibiscus syriacus, 956 nucleotides long. Its product is annotated as optic atrophy 3 protein homolog. The coding region runs from base 187 to 744 and encodes 185 amino acids. Gene Ontology annotation, cellular component: mitochondrion. The transcript has 4 exons. The record is from RefSeq and is a predicted model, not a curated record. Gene Ontology annotation, biological process: regulation of lipid metabolic process. NCBI's taxonomy places the organism in Eukaryota, Viridiplantae, Streptophyta, Magnoliopsida, Malvales, Malvaceae.